GUAAAUCACUUUGCAGCUUGACUCUGUGUUAGCCACAUCUCAGCAAAGUGGUCAACAGCUCAUAAUCAUCAGGUCGACAACCUUCAAUUUGAAUACACUUUUAAAGAACCAAGGUCAGUCAUUGUAGCUAUCGUUACGUUAACGUUAUAUAACAGACAGUGUCUAUCACUGACGGUCGACUCCGGGCCCUUUAACGUUACAUCUUACAACUAAUAGCUAACGUUAACGGUAGCGUUAGCAAAGUAGGUCCAGGUAUGGCGGAGGUUCCCGGGACAUCGAGUGAGACGAUAACGGAGACUGUUGAGACCAGCACACCGCCGCCGCCCCAGCAGGAGGGACGGAGCCUGACAAUCAAGCUGAGGAAGAGGAAGACUGAGAAGAAGGUGGAGUGGUCCAGUGAUACUGUUGACAAUGAGCACCUGGGAAGAAGGUCUUCAAAAUGCUGCUGUAUUUAUGAGAAGCCCCGACAGUUUGGAGAGUCGUCCUCUGAAAGCGAGGGAGACGACGACGACGAAGGGUGCGGCAGUGCUCACUGUAUCCUGGGCCACGGCAGGAGAGACCAUGGACAGAGGGGGGGUGGGGGUACCACAGUGCCCCCAAACUCUGGAGGGUCACACACCCACUAAUGAGCACUGCAGGCUUAUUGUGGGGUCUGAGGGGUUUCUAAGCACGACAAAACUGCACUCUUUUUUUUUUUUUUUAAAGUUUAGUUCCAUCACUGAGGUACAGGCAGGCCUGGUGCUGUGUUCCAGUCAUGAGUCAGAAAGUCCCAGCUGCUGGAGAAGGGUUACAGCCCCUGUACUGCUGAAUACUAAAAGACACAGAGCAACAGGGAUUAUUGAAUUAGCCUAAUGGAAAAUGCUGCUCUCCUUUCAAUAGCUAAAAGAGUGUUCAGUAUUGUGCCACCUUAACAUGGAAUGAUAACUACUAAGUUCACAUUUUAAAUGUCUUUUAAUCUCAAAGGAGACAUGAUGAUGAUAAUAAAAUUUAAAGGGCAUUACCAGUCUUGUUGCAUGUUUUAGCCUUUUACUACAAAUCACACAUAGUAUGCAUUAUUACAACACUGCUGAGCAUGUUCCAAAUAAUGUUGUAGGGUGGUAGAAUUUUAAAUUCUUUAUUAUUUUCCAGGUGCUAGUUUGUUUCAUUUCAUGCAAUGAAAAUUCACUUGCAACUAAAGAUUAUUCUCUGCAUCAAUUAAUCUGCUUAAUAUUUUCUUUUUUAUCAAAAAUCCUGGAGAUAUUCACUUUACAAAUAUAUGCCACGGUAUAAAUAUAUUGACUCCUAUGACUAAAAUGGUUAUCAAUUUUUUUUCUUUUUUUAAUGCACCAUCAGCCUGCACUUACACCUGCAUUACCACCUAGUGGUAACUAAACUUUUAAACAAUAAAACAACAUAAAUUGUGGAUUACAUAAAAAAAAGCAACUUUUUUUUUUUUUUUUUUCUACAAGCAUGAUUUUGAUACUGCCUGGAAGUUAAGACAAAAAAAUCAUUCAAAAAAUAAAAAGAGCGCAGUAUGCUUUGGUCAGCAGAAAUGUACACAAUAUGUGAUCUGUCAUAAAUUAGCUAAAACAUGUAAAAACACCAGUUGCGUACCAAUAUGGUGUAUUUUGUGUAAUGAGACCAACAUGGAUUAUUGUAUUAGCCUAAUUGAAAAUCUUGUUCCCCUUUCAACACCUAAAAUACAUUCGAUACUGUUCAAACUGACAUCAUUAGCAUGAAAUGGCAGCCACUGCAAGGGUUAAACCCUCGAGCAUACAGAUUUUAGGACAUGCUGUACUGAUAACUGAAUUGAUCCUUCCUAAGUCCCGCCCGUUUUUGCUCUGGUCCAAUGACAGUUGAGCAAGGCUCGGUCCGAACCUCAGCCAACUUUCUCCUUUCCUGUACUUAGAUAUGCUAUGUGCUAGGCUGAUCUGUGUUGAAUAGACAACCACAUUUUGACGAUGGUCGAAAGAUGAAAGCAACAUAUAUAGUCACAUUUUAAGUUGGCUAACGUUACUGAAGUGCUAGCUAACUAGGUAGCCAAUCUACAUUAAUCGUUAGCUAGCCAUUUGGCUAAUUAGCUAGCUAACAAUUGAUGUAGAUAAGUUAGUUAGCUAGCUAGCAUUCUGCUAACAUUCGCUAACUUAAGAUGUGACUAUAUAUUUGGCAUUUCUAUCUUUAAAAUGUGAUUGUAUUUUCAACAUGGAUGACCCUAGUACAUAGCAUUUCUGAGUACAGGAAAGGAGGAAGUUGACACAAUCAGAACAAUCUGAGUUGAGAAACCUUUGACCAGACUCCAUGCUUGUAAUUCCAACAGGAAAUGCAGUCACGUUGCACUUUCCCCAGCUGACUGUGAUGUGUCUCUGGAACGCAGCAUACAGUAUGUUAGGAGCUUUGAAGAGACGGUCAUAGAGACCACAAAAUGCUGUCUGGCUGUGUUUUUUUUUUUUUUCAUUUUUACAAAGUGGCAGAGAUAAUUGUAUAUAAUACAGCACAUUGUGAUUUUUUUUAUUUAUUUGCUGGUCUUAAUUCAGAAUUUGUUCAUAUUUGACAUGCAGUCGGCCACAGUCUGUGUAAUGACAUUGCAAUUACAAACCAGUAUGUGAUGAUUUGAAUUAAAAAAGACUGAAGAUUGGACACCGACAAUGAUCUCACUGUUAUAUUUAGUAUUUAGUUUAGUAUUAUAUUUGUUGUUUUUAGACCAGAUUUAGUUAAUGCCAGUUGCAGCUUUGUGACGAUUGCUGUCAGAACAUAUUACACAAGACUGUAAUUACAUUAUAACCACACGUUUUUAUCGGUACCAUCGGUAUGAUCCGUAAUAAUCCUUAACCCAGUACUGGUACCCGUUCUUCAUAUGUCGAUAAAUUAAUUAACUUGAUUUAACUGUAGAUGCUUUCUCAGUUCCUCAACCCCGUUUCAAAGUGUAUCUGAAGCUGAAAAAAAACAUAUUCCUUUCCUUAAGGACAAUACAGAUACUCUGAUGUGUUUAUCAUUUUAGAUGUCAAAUAUUAAGAAAAUUCACAAUUUAAACUUUCACAAGAAUAGAAAUAAAAUGCCUAUAUAAAUGGUCAAUUACACUAUAUCGUAAAAUAAAUAAGUUCAGGUAAAAAAUCAGACCUCUAUCUGUGUCUGAAAGUUAGUAUUUUGCUGGAACUUAAACUAUAUCCUGACAGUAGUGCACAAGACAGAUGAUCUGAAAAAAUCAGGUUCUUCUGGCUCUUCCUACUUCUCUUAAUGACAUUUGGAAGAAUUCACCAGGCCUAAACAAAAACAACCAAUCAGAGACACUUCCAAAAGAUCACUGUUUCUCCCACACUGUUGGGCAAACAAAGAACGUCCCGGAGGGGCUGCGAGCUGAGCUGCUGCUAACGUUAGCUCAGCUUGUUUCUCUGAACUUAAGAUCCAGACUAAAAUCCUUCAUCCAGUUCAAAUCUAGACUUAAAAAGCACCAAGAUCUAAACGGGAUGGUAAAAUGUGGCUUCAAACUGGAUAAAAAGUCAAUGAGAGAGAGAGAGAGAGAGAGAGAGAGAGAGAGAGAGAGAGAAGAGAGCGAGAGACAGACAGACAGACAGACAGACAGACAGGUGCACAGUAACAACAGUAUUGGCAAUGGCAAUCUAGCAGGACCAUGGCAGGAGGCUCCACCAGGAUCGACAAUUCGUUCAACUACUUAUGAAGAAUGGGGGAGGUCUGGGUUUGCGCUAUUACUGUGGCUUGAAAUAAAACAUGAGUCAAGAAAGACUUCUAGUUGCCAGAACAGUUCUCACCUCCUCGGCCAAAACUUUUGACAUUAAAUAUUUGUCUUUGCAGAGCUAUAAUUGUCAGUUUGCUGUAAUGACUGAUUACAGAUUAUUAUUAUAUUUGUUGUGUUUUAAUUUUCUGACAGCAUUAGUUUUGAUGAGUUAACAGAAGAGUGUUGUUAUUUUUGACCUUCUGCAUCCUCUGCUGGUUUUCAUUUGCUUUAUUGAUUUUCAGAUAAAUCCAAUGUAUCCACUGGACAAUCCUUUGUAUUGGAAGAAUUGGUUUGUAGAGUUGUUUCUUUGCAUAUGAUUUAAUGAGUGAAGUCAGAAUGGAGGAUGGUUAAAUUGACUGUUAAUACACUCAUUCACUUAACUCCUUGGACUCCUUAGGUACCCAUUAAAUUCAGCUGCACGUUGGCCGUUAAAGAAGCCAAAUUUGACGCUAUGAACUUAAAUGGAAAAUUCAUGUUUUAUGUGGAUUUACAAUCAGUGUUGAUGAUAAAUGUAGUCAAUUGAAGCAAUAAAUUCCUCCCUGCGUGCUGUAUUUACUAAGAAACAGCUGCAAAAUCUGUUCUUCCAGCACUAUCACCGUCAUUUGACAGUGCAGUGAUGUAGUUGGUGUCAAGGAAGAACUACAGGCUGUAAAAUGUAAAGAUAUAGCUACAUGUGGAAAAAGAAACAGUCAAACUGCAGGAACUCAUGUGCUUGGCAACGUUGUGUAACUUAGCUCCCAGUAGCUAACCUAGCUUGCUCAGUGGACGUGGGUAUCAAACGUUUGCACACUUGAAAUAUAUAUCCAAAAAAUAAAGUUUGCAUGCAGUGCAUCCUGUUACAUGUAGGCACUGCCGACAUGGCUCAGCGAGCAGGAGAACUCAGCUUUCUCGGUCAAUAAAGCACUCACUGGAAACUUGAUUGCUUCAAUGGACUACAUUUACCAUCAACACUGAUUGGACAUCCACAUAAAAGGUGGCUUUUUUCCCCCUUUAAAGACAAUGGGUGUUUGUGCUUGUCCAGUUGUGCUCUGCAGUGACUGACAUGUUUUAUUGAUGAGGUAAAACUGGUAAAAACAGCGUUCUAUGAUUGGAGGUCCAUUCCAGACCAGUCAGUACAUAUGAAACUGGAUCACAGCUAACAUAGCAUACAGGAAAGCAGAGGUGACUGCCAGCCCAGGGUUUACUCUCAUGUUUCAGCUAUGACCAAAUCUUACCUAAUACAGGUUCCAUCACCAUCAUCUUCAUCCAAUUUUAGACCACGUUUGAUAUGUGACAGUAGUGUGGAUUACACUUUCAUUAAUGCCAACACUUUAUGUACUAUCUAUACAUUGUUACAUAUGUACAUUGUUCUCGUACUGGUAAUGCACCUUCCUGUAUAUACUUUAAAGCAUAAUGAGAGAUUUAAUGUGAAUUAAAGUUUUGAACUGUGAUUAAA
This is a messenger RNA of Dicentrarchus labrax (European seabass), 5147 nucleotides long. It is a transcript of the gene ppp1r11, whose product is annotated as protein phosphatase 1, regulatory (inhibitor) subunit 11. The record is from RefSeq and is a predicted model, not a curated record. Gene Ontology annotation, cellular component: nucleus. Bases 255 to 626 code for a protein of 123 amino acids. The transcript has 3 exons. Gene Ontology annotation, molecular function: protein serine/threonine phosphatase inhibitor activity; protein phosphatase 1 binding. Lineage: Eukaryota; Metazoa; Chordata; Actinopteri; Moronidae.